Molecule: messenger RNA, 1923 nt
Organism: Diatraea saccharalis (sugarcane borer)
Lineage: Eukaryota; Metazoa; Arthropoda; Insecta; Lepidoptera; Crambidae
Source: the annotation of a GenBank genome assembly
UAUAUGCAUGAUAUAGAGAAGACAUGUUAAGAUUGACUACAAGAACUCAAACUCAAAUGAAGAUUUGAUACGUUUUAUAUUAUUUUGUAAUGAAUUAUAUGAAAUGCAAUAACUUUUAAACAUGGUUGUUUGAUAAACUCCUUUGCUUUUAAACUAAAACAACUGUUGUAUUAACGAUACUUUCUUACUUACUCUAUGGUAUUUUUAUUUUUACCUGGCAUCAUUCAUUGAGAAUUUGAAAAUAGAAUCAAGUUUUGACAUUUUCGGCCGUUAGAUGUUUUGGAUUUUUUUGGUAAUUGCCAAUUUCUUCGCAAUUUAUAGAUAGGUUUUAUAAUACAAUGCGUACUGUUUAAUUUAUGAACAAAGGAAAGAAAAUAUACCACGAACUUUCGAAUAAUGGGUAGCAAUACAAGUAAACCGCAUCAGGAACCUGUUCAGCAAUCAUGGAUGGAGAUUGAAACAGGCGACACUUCUGAUCCGAGAUCACCAACCCCUGAAAUAGUUCGAACACCCUUACAGGGUAAAGGCGGUUCAAAACACAACAUAACAAAGAAUGUUGACCUAAGAAAGACAUUUGAAAACGCAAAAGAAGAUGGAAAACUUAUACACAAUAACCCGAUUCUUUCUGCGGUGAUAAAAAAUCAUUUGCAAUCUUACGAUCCUAGGUCUCCAACACAAGACUUUGAACGUACACCAAUUGUAAUUAUGGCUAAAGAUGAGAAACAAUCGAGGCUACAUGAGGACAGUUGUGAUAGUCCAAUAUUCAGAGAUGAUAAUGGUAUUGAUUUAGAUUUUUGUGAAGAAGUAUCUAAAAACACAGAUUCAAUUGUGCCUAAAAAUUUGUGUAAUGAAUUUUAUGAUUUAUCUUUAAAUGGUACCAUAAAAGAGAGUGAAGAACCACUAGGAUCAUCUACAGCUUCAAAUGAAGCUAUAGAAAAUAAUAUUUCUCCAAAUCAUGUGGAGAAAACAGCCAAACUUCUAGAGACAAACUUUGAUUUUUGUGAAAAUGAGAGUAAUGACAAAUUUGAAGAUAGUGUAGAGAAUAUAAUCAAGGUUGAUAGUAUGAGUGAUAAUGAUGUAAAGAAUAUCCCAUUAUUCAAGAUACUUAAUGAUGAUCCUAGGUCGCCAUCAGUUGGUAUAGAACGCACACCAAUAGUGGUUGCUAAAACAAAUGAAAAGACAGCUAUAAGUAAUGUUGAAGAUAUGUCAGAUGACUCUUUAAUCAAAGUUUUGCAGAAUACCAAUGUUGAACUACGACAAACCGGCACUAAACCACAUGACAACAACACUGAUGGUUUGCUUAUUUAUGAAGAUGAGGCACCAUCUUUAAAUGAUACCCCAAAAAAAUCAAAAUCAUCAAGCAAUAGUGGUAGUAGGACCCCUCUAUCAUGUAUGAAAAACAAAACUGAAACUGGGCACAGUAGAUCUAAAUCAGCCAAUACCUUAUUUGAUCCAAAAAAUCAGAACAUAAUUCAACAAAAACUUGCUAAACGUACAUCACAUAUACCAAGACUGAAAUCUCUGUCUAAACAAACUAAAGUAAUCACAACCGGUAGUACUAUAUCACUGAAAAACAUUUCUAGAGUUUCAGUUAUUGGUGGAGACUGUGAGAAUACACCACCACAUUCACACCGUGAUAGAUGGGAUAAAGAUAACAGUAUUGUACUUUGAUCUCCACAUUUCCUGUGGUAUAGUUAUUAAGGUGAUAUCAAUCAAAAUCUGUUAAUUAAAACCUGUUAUAUUGAAGCAUGAGGUAUGAUUAGCAAAUUUGACUUUCAAUAAACUCAAUCAUCAACUUAAUUGUUAAUUCCUAUAUUAAGUACUUUUUAGAAACUGAAAUAAAUGUUUGAAAAAUAGUAUUUCUUUCAUUGUCAUGUAGUGCAAAAUGCAGUGAAUAGAUGUCAAACAAGGAUUAACAGAAGU